Aedes albopictus (Asian tiger mosquito) is the source of this 649-nucleotide messenger RNA. Its product is annotated as perlucin. Gene Ontology annotation, molecular function: signaling receptor activity. NCBI's taxonomy places the organism in Eukaryota, Metazoa, Arthropoda, Insecta, Diptera, Culicidae. The transcript is spliced from 2 exons. The record is from RefSeq and is a predicted model, not a curated record. Bases 60 to 515 code for a protein of 151 amino acids.
AAUCGUAUCAUUCAGACUAUAAAAGAAAGGCAAAUCAGUUUUGAUUAUACCAAAGCAAAAUGAAGCUCCUGCUGUCAUUUGCUCUUCUGGGUUUAGUUGCUUGCCAGGAGAAGUGUGAUUCACAGAACAAAUAUUGCUUUCCCAACGAAGUGGCAACAUGGACCGGUGCCAUCGAGUAUUGUUUGAAAAACGGCUGGAAACUGGCCGUGGUCAACAGUGAAGCAAAACAGAUGAAGAUCGAGGGUUUGGCCAAAAAUCUGCCCGAAUUCAAAAACGGAAAAGUUGAGCUAUGGAUUGGAGCUAGCGAUCAAACCAAAGAGGGACAUUUCGUGUGGAUUGCUAAUGGGCAACCAAUUGAAUAUGCCAAUUGGUUACCUGGAAAGCCCGAUAAUAAGGAUGGGAAGGAACAUUGCGUGCAUUUAUGGUACGAAAAGGCCAAGAAGCUGAAUUGGGGCUGGAACGAUGUGGUUUGCACCUCUAAGCGACGGUUCGUGUGUGAGAGAAAGAAAAAAUAGGUGACAUAGUCCGGUUUUUGUAUGUAUAAUUAAGAGACAUAUGAACCUUGAUAAACAAACAACAAACAACUAUCGACUUCGAAAAAUUACCUUAAUUAUAAAACAUUGAUUAACUUGAUACUAUAACAGCAACU